GGUCUAGAUCUCGCGACGUAGGUCGUUGUGUUUCGCGAUAGUGACCCGCGAGAGAGCUCGAGUGGCCGCGUAUAUCGAAGAGCGACCAAGAGGCAAGAGCCAGACCGAAAGAGAGGGGGGACAGACGAAGAAAACUGAGGUGGAGGAACCGAGAGCGCGAGAGAAAGAGAGGGAGAGAGAGAUCGGAAAAUGACCCCCACUCAACACGACGAGGAGAUAGAGGGGCGCUCGUAUAAAGACUAUGUCUACAGCCCUGUACCAGUAAGUUCCUCUUCAGCGGUGUUUGAUGCCAACACCCCCGGCAAAGAAUCCGUGCAGCUGAACGCGGUACAUGGUAAAGAGUUGCGCAGGACCUCGUCUCACGUCGUUGACACGCGCUACCCUGAAGACAUGACGGAAAAGGGUUCCACGUUUGUUCAGUUCCUGGCCGCUGCGGCAGGUAACAUAUGUAUCGUUGGGACUGGAGCCAUGUUAGCAUGGACGAGCCCGAUUCUACCUUUAUUAGAAAAAGACGGUGGACCCUUGGGUGCGCCGAUCAGUGAAGAUGAGAGCUCUUGGAUAGGAUCUUUGGUGCCUUUUGGAGCGAUCUUUGGCAGCUUCAUCGCGGGAUAUCUUGGCGAGAAGUGGGGUCGCAAACGAACCUUGCUACUCUCGACAUUACCGUUUUUGAUCGGAUGGAUACUAAUCGGUACUGCAACUCAUUUCGCGCAACUCUGCGUGGCUCGAUUAAUAUUUGGAAUAACUCUAGCUAUCCCAUUCACGGUCCUUCCUAUGUACGUCGGUGAGAUCGCCGAGACUUCCAUCAGAGGCGCGCUGGGCUCCUUUCUUCAGCUCUUCAUCACCAUUGGCAUGUUCUAUUCUUACGCUAUCGGGCCCUACGUCAGUUACACGGUAUUUUGGAUCCUUUGUGCCAUUUUACCCAUACUCUUCUUCGUCUGCUUCAUAAUGAUGCCGGAGUCUCCAUAUUACCUCCUCAGCAAAGGUCGCAAGGACGAAGCGAUCGUAUCUUUGGCAAAGCUCCGAAGCAAGUCCGAAGCGGCUGUCCAGAAAGAGGCUGACGAAAUUCAGGUUAUAAUCGAGGAAGCAUUCAAAGAUCAAAUUAGCAUCUCCGACCUGUUCAAGGUGAAGGCUAACCGCAAAGCCUUGAUCUACACUUGCGCCUUGGUCUCUUUUCAACAGUUGACCGGGAUCAAUUUUGUGCUGUUCUAUAUGGAGAAAAUAUUCAUCGCUGCCGCAAGCUCCGACGAACCAACGAAAGAAGCGCCGAUUAUUAUCGGCGCGGUGCAGAUGUUGGCGUCGGCGGUGACGCCUGUUGUUGUCGACAGGUUGGGCAGAAGGAUGCUUCUCGUCCUGUCCGGCAUCGGAACAGCAAUCAGCCUGUGUGUUCUGGGUCUGUACUUCUACCUGAAGCAGGUGCAGCACGCGGACGAUGUAGUGGCGCAGAUAUCCUGGUUACCGGUGGUCGCGCUUGUCAUCUUCAUCUCCACUUACAGUGUGGGCUGGGGUCCACUUCCAUGGGCCGUGAUGGGAGAGUUGUUCGCUUCUAACGUCAAGGCUAAGGCUUCCAGCAUGACUGUGUCUGUUUGCUGGUUCUUGGGCUUUAUCAUCACCAAAUUCCCCAGCAACAUCAACCGGGCGUUCGGCGCCUACACGACCUUCUGGAUAUUUAGCGCGUGUUGUAUCAUGAGCAUCCUCUUUACGGUGUUUAUCUUGCCGGAGACAAAAGGCAAAAGUCUUCGCGAGAUCCAGGACGAGCUCAACGGCGUGGUUCCAACCAUCCAAGACUCCGAGAGAGGUUCAAAGAAGUGAGAAAAUGACAUUUUCGUAAUCUGUCAUCAUAAUGAACUCUGUACGCAAAUAGUUCCUGACGAAUUUGCGAAGCGGACCGAGCGGAGACCUGAAAUAGUCGGCGAUAGGCCUCAUGUGAAUUUUCGUGUCUAACAUCCUACUGCCAAAUUUACUGUGAGAAGCGGAAUGAUCAACUUUCAGCCUGUGCGAUAUCACUGCAUUAUGAACGAAUCGCUACAUGGAAGAAACGUUUCUUCGCAUCACUGAUUUUCCAUCAUUUAGGGAACCAAUUGUGUACAAGAACAAGUUGGUGAAGACAGAAGGAUUCCCGGAGAAGAUUUCUAUGCAGUCAAUUUUCUUCUCAAUUGUCUCAAUCGAAUUUCGAUACGACCAAACCAUAGGCGGCGCUAGAACUAUUCAUGCGAAUGGGCCACAGGUGGGCCAGCGUUUAUGUGGGUGGACCAUAUUUAUUAUAUAUUAUGUAUCAUUUUAUCAUUCAUUUUAAUAUUUCUAACCGUUGCGCUUUGUCUCUGGGAGGAAUUAACUAUGAAGAUAGAAUUUAGGGUGGGCUAAAGGGUGAGCCAGCGUAUUUUUAGGUGGGCCGGAGCCCACCCAGGCUCACCCUUGGCGCCGCCGCUAGACCAAACUUUUGGACGAUUAUUCCCGCUCGCAAUAACAAAGACGUUGUUUUUCAUCAACGACUUCUCGUCUAGUUCUUGCUCUGUUACAUGAGUCGAGAGAAUAUUUCUUCCGUGUAAGAUAAACGAGCGAGGCUCCUCGCGAUAUGCACCAUCGUGAGAGCGUACAUUUCCGUCAUUAUCAGCUAAAUGAUUCACGAAAAUCACGCCAUAACAUAUUUAUAAGUACACUCAUGUUAUCGUAUGCAGUCGGGCAUGAGUUUCAUUGUGCCCAUAGGAGCAUCUGUCUCUCGCCUCAAUUUUGCAUUGAGCGCGCAGGACUUGCGAGAAACUAAUGACGGUGUUCCCGUACGAUUUUUUGUUUCGCCCGUGAUGGCAAUAUAUCGCGAUCACUAUCAUAAUUACCCCUUUUGUCAAUAUAUAGGUACCCGAGUAUCCAUUGCAAUAUAUAUCAAAAAAGUUUCAUAUUACUGUGCGAAUUUCAUUAUAUAACUACGUUCCAGACUCCCACUCCUUGGUGUAACGAAGUACAGUUUUCAAUAGAGCUUAUCUUGAGAUACCGAGUUUUAUUUUUUUAGUAAAGUCGCAGUGAAAUUGAAUAUUACGAUAUUUAACGUAUGAGUACUUUGGUAUCCACUAGUGAUUUUUUGCUACGAAUACUGUACAUCAUGUUUGACUUUUUUUUCUAAUGAAUAAUUAAUAAUAAUUUCUAUAAGAUAAACAAAUAUUUGUUUACUAUGAAAAAAAACAUUAUUCAAAGGACCCCGCACAAUUCCUUAUGUAAAUUGAAUUUCAGUGGAAUUGGCUGAAUAUUUGAUAUGUUGUAGAUCUUGUCUCUCUGAUAAAAAGUUCCCAUAGGCACAAACCCCAAUAAUUAUUAGCUGCUGGAUCUUACAUGUGAUUAAAAAAUGAAUUUUUAAUGAACUAUAAAUAUUCUGAAUUGUUACGCUUUAAAAUAUAGUUUAAUUAAAAAAGUUGUGCUUUAUGUUCUCAACAGAAAGCGAAAUAUAAUCGAAUGGUACACUUAAUUGUCAAUGUAUUAUACAUUGAAACACGUGCUUCAUAUAGAAAACGAAAGUAUCACUGAAAUCUCUGAAAUCAAGUCAUCAUUUUCAAGUCAAUAUUACCUUUAUAGCUUUUUAUUUUUAUUUUAUACACAGAAAAAAAGUUUUUAGAUGUAAAUCAAAGUAGGAAUACAUCUUACUCAUUGAAAAUAAGAAAUUGUGAUAUUAGACACUUUUGACAUUUGACGCCUUGUAGAAGUCAAAUGGUCAAUUAUUAAGGAUUGUGCCUAUGGGAACUUUUCAUCAGAGAGAUAAGAUCUACAACAUAUCAAAUAUUCAGCCAAUUCCACCGAAAUCCAAUUUAUAUAAGGAAUUGUGCGGGGUCCUUUAUAUAUUUUCGACAAUAUUGUCGCAUGUCAUUCACUGCAUGUUUAAGGAACAAUAUUUAAAACCUUAUAGCUAUAAAGUCGCAGCGUAACGUACCGAAAGCACGCAAAAUACUGGGGUACCCGGGUACUCAUAUAAUGAUGAAAGGAUUAAAAAUUAUAUACUGACAGAAGGAUUAGUGAUAAUCGUAAUUAAUAAGUCUAUAUCAUCGCUUUCAUUCUUAUGAUGUCAUGCUCUCUGGCUGUAAACGAAGAGACCCGAGUUGCUCUCGCGACAAAUUCCUCGUUUGCGCCCGGCAGACUACUAGAGACUAGUCACUUUUCUUUCCUAUUUCUAACGUUUUUCGUCUUAUGGACAGCGUGAUUAUCAAUGAUCGUGCGAGUAACUGUAUUAUGUAACGGGAUAUUUACGAUCAGCCAGUGACACAUCACAUACAUAUCAUCGAGGUUCUUAUCAUUGUACUGCUAAUAAAUUGUUGAAUAUAUGUAGUGUGUAGAUUUUUAGAGAUCUUCGUCGCUGCCGUUGAUCGCCGACAACAACCAAGUCGCUGUCGAUAUAUUGAAUCGCAUACUCGUAUAAGAAGA
Molecule: messenger RNA, 4401 nt
Organism: Harpegnathos saltator (Jerdon's jumping ant)
Lineage: Eukaryota; Metazoa; Arthropoda; Insecta; Hymenoptera; Formicidae
Product: facilitated trehalose transporter Tret1-2 homolog
Exons: 6
Coding region: 190-1809 (539 amino acids)
Biological process (GO): transmembrane transport; carbohydrate transport
Cellular component (GO): membrane
Molecular function (GO): sugar transmembrane transporter activity
Source: RefSeq, a predicted model, not a curated record